Molecule: messenger RNA, 3383 nt
Organism: Tribolium castaneum (red flour beetle)
Lineage: Eukaryota; Metazoa; Arthropoda; Insecta; Coleoptera; Tenebrionidae
Product: WD repeat-containing protein on Y chromosome
Exons: 7
Coding region: 52-3336 (1094 amino acids)
Molecular function (GO): calcium ion binding; protein binding
Source: RefSeq, a predicted model, not a curated record
GUUGUGUGCAAAAUUUGGCCACUUGUUUGUCACUCAAAUGACAGUUGAAAGAUGGAAAUCGGGCACGAAUCCUCGCACAAAGACCUCGACGCCAAGUCUGAAAAGUCCCUCGACGAGGCAAAAGAAUCAAAGGUCGAGCUCCACGAGAGCUUGGACGAGUACGACUUGGAAAUCCUCCACGACAUUUUCGCCAAACAGUCAGGCAAAGGCUUCGACUUGCCCACCUUGAAAGAAAUCCUCGAGAACGUCGGCAAGCUCCAACUCUCCGACGAGGACUUCAACGUAAUCUUCAUGCGCAUGAACACCGCGAGAAACGGCUUCGUCAACUGGAACGAAUUCAUCUCGUUCCUGAUCCUCUGCUACGAACAGAAGGACGUGAAGGCCGAGUUCGAGACCUUGGAGAACCCCAUCCCGGUGGCCGCCACGCUGGUCCGCAGCAACCACCGCUACACCAUCAACAGGAUCACCUACUGCCCCACGGUGCGCCCCGACAGGACCAUCAGCUGGCACGACGGCAGCUUCAUGACCUGCAGCCGGGACGGCACCAUCAACUACUGGUCGCUGGACGUCCAGUUCGAGCGGUCGGUCAAGUCCACGUGCCCCAACCUCCGCGUCCAGCAGACGUGGGUCACCGACAUGGUGGCCCUCCCCGACGUCAGCGUCGUCUGCACCUCGAGCACCGAGCGCGACUUGCGCUUCUACGACACCAGUGCGCGAAAGUUCGAGUUGCGGGUGAUCUUCACCUCGAUCGAGUGUGCGAUUUACUCCAUGAACUACUGGUUCAGUGACGACCCGAACGAGGAGUCCAAGCUGGUGCUGGGGGACAUGGGGGGCAACAUCCACGUCAUCUUCAUAGAGUCCUUCGCCCGCGGGCCCUUCCGCAGCCAGCUGGGCCUGCCGCUGCUGGAAGUCCGGUACGAGAAGGUGAUCAAGGGCCUGGUGGACGGCUUCCGGGUCAAAAUCCUCCCCAAGCAGCACUCAAACGUCAUUCUGCAAAUCCAGUACUACCACCGGCUCAACACCAUCAUCUCGUGCUCCGAGUGCCCCAAGGUGGGGCUCCUGAUGCGGGACCUGGCCGAGGACAAGGGCAAAUACGUGUACAACCUGCCCAAGGGCGCGUGGUGCUUCUCGGUCGAUGGCACCCAGAUGCUGGCAAGUGGUGGCUCCGAUUGCUUGGUGCGGCUGUGGAACCCGUUCGUUCCCCAGAACCCCAUUGCAGUGCUGUAUGGGCACCAUACGGCCAUUUCCUCAAUGAUUUUGCAGGAUGAUGCAAAAUUUUUGUAUAGUUUGUCUCAGGAUAAGAGUAUCAGGGUUUGGGACGUGGCGAAGCAAACCUGCGUCCAGAACUAUCUCGGGAUACCGCAGGAGUUGGGGGAGCACAGCGACAUGACCACGCUUUACAAUCCAGAGAGCCGGCAAUGGAUUAUCGGGAGUACCAUGCUGGCCGUUAUCCCACUCAGUCCCAAGCAAAGUGGGGAACACACCGAUGGGUUCACACACACUGCUGGGGUUUCGGUGGUACUGUAUAACCCACUUUUCAAGAUAAUCGUCACUUGCGGCCUGGACAGCCACAUCAUCGUGUGGAAUCCCUGGGAUGGCCGUCGCAUGAUCGCCAUCAAAGAAGCCCACACGAAAAGCGUCCACGCCGAGAUAAUCCCUAUUGAGAUAACGGCCGCCAGUUUUGACCCCGGAUUUCAGCGUCUAGUAACAGGUGCCCACGACGGUUCCCUAAAAAUUUGGAACUUCAACACUGGAACCUGCCUUCGCAACAUGAAAAUUGACCAAAACGCCGAAAUCAAAUGCAUCAUUUGGGUGAAACACCGCAUUCUGGUCAUGGGCUGGAACCGAAGGGUGACAGAGUUCGGGGACAGUGGCGAAGUUGUGGCCGUGGGAGGACAGUUUCACAAAAACUGGGACUUGAGGCAUAAGGAGGACAUCAGCUCUGCUGCCGUAAGGAUACCUCAGACUAUAGUCACAGGGACCUACGACGGCGAGCUGAUCAUGUGGCGGCUUGAGACAGGGCAGCCCUACAAGCAGUUUAAUGCCGCCGAUCCCACCACCAGGAUUAAAAUUCAGUACAGAAAACUGAAGCACAAAGUGGAGGCAAAAGUGAACAAAUUCAGCAAGAAGAACAUCAUCGCGCGAGCGUUGGGCAAACCCAUCGAGAAGGAGAAGAAGGAACCGCCGAAACCGCCUCCCGCCGAAGAGGAAAUCGUCCGACCUAACGUCUCGCGCCGCCUCUCCGCCGUGCAGAAGCUCAUCGGGCAGAGCUCGACGUCGAGCCGGAUCCCUUCAAGGGCCCGCCGCGUCUCGACCGUGGUGAUGCCCGAGCAGUGCAUGCCUCUGAGACGCCUCGCCAUCCACUCGAUGCUGUUCCUCAACAGCCGGCCGAUGGACCCCGAGGUCGGGACGCUCCUCAUCUCGCUGGAGAACGGGGCCAUCCAGGUGUGGUCCCACCACAUGAGCGGCGGCUUCAUAACGUCCUUCUCGGCCAUACACAAGGCCGGGGACUACGUCAUUUGCAUGGCCACCGACGAGAAAAACGACUACCUCUUCACGGGCUCCAGUGUGGGUUACAUCAAAACGUGGCUUUUGCGCAACUACUGCGAGCCCGAAACGGAAACGAUAAGCAUGCCGAAACUGCGACUGCAGUUCCCGUUUCUGUGGGGCGACUUCUUCGCCGGCCGCGCCGCCAGGAUCGCAAAUACCCAAAGCCUGCCCAUGCUUUUGAACAGCUACAAAGGGCACGUUAUGACGAUUUCGCAUUUGACGUACAUUGACGACGCCCAAAUUUUGAUAAGUGCCAGUGCUGAUUACACGGCGCGGAUGUGGACGCUGAGCGGUCGCUAUUUGCAAACUUUGGGGACGUUUAAGAAGUGGAAAACUGUUCCUCAAGGCCACGAAGCGCGGCCUGAGGAGUUCCAGUUCACGACUCCUCCAGACAUCGAAAGAGUUGGAAGUUCGACGACUCUGCGAGUGCUUCGAGGUGGUGCCACUCUGCGUAAGAUGACGUUCAAGCAACUGCAAGCCAAGGAAGUGAAGGAGUUAACGCAUGUGGACCACAGCAAGAUUUACGGCAACAGGUUGGAGGAACCGAUCUUGGGGCAUUACUACAAGCCCUCAGUUAGGACGACGCAGUUUCACGAAAUUAAGUUCGAUACGUCGUUUCCUUAUAUUCCUGUUUAUCAACAUUUAAUCAUGCCCCCGUCGCAUGAUCUGACUCUGACUAGUCUCAAGCCAAAGUCACAAGAGGCGUUACAGGAAGUGAAGAAAACCCCGAAAGAAGAAGCGGAAAAGAAGGAUAAGGAAAGCAAACGCUCCUCUGCUUCGAAAUAAUUGCCUCUACUAUAAAUUAAUUAUACGAAAAUAAAUUCUCAAACAAA